Umbelopsis ramanniana AG is the source of this 1023-nucleotide messenger RNA. RefSeq lists its product as uncharacterized. The transcript is spliced from 2 exons. Lineage: Eukaryota; Fungi; Mucoromycota; Umbelopsidomycetes; Umbelopsidales; Umbelopsidaceae. The record is from RefSeq and is a predicted model, not a curated record. Gene Ontology annotation, molecular function: oxidoreductase activity, acting on the CH-OH group of donors, NAD or NADP as acceptor. The annotation marks the transcript as partial.
GUCCUUGUCACUGGAGCUACAGGCUAUCUUGGUGCUGCUAUUGCUGAUCAAUUCAUCCACGAUGGCUAUAUCGUUGUUGGCUCUGCUAGAACACUUUCCAAAGCUGAGAAUCUUAAAAAUUAUUUCGACGAAAAGUACGGAUCAGGCAAAUUUGAAGUUUAUGCCUCAGGCGAUCUCGCGAAAGAAGGCGCCUUUGACGAUGCGGUUAAAGAUGUUGAAAUUAUUGCACACGUUGCUUCUCCCGUUGGCGUCGAAUCCGAAGAUCCCAUGAAAGACGUUGUCAAUGUGGCCAUCAAAGGAACGACAAGUAUACUGAACUCUGCUCUUCAGUAUGGAAAGAACGUCAAGUCUGUACUGGUGGUAUCAAGCUUAGCUAGUUUACUCGACUCCUCCGUCCCAGAGAAAUAUGUGUACACUGAGAAGGAUUGGAAUGAUGAAGCCAUCAAAUCCAUGAUCGACCGGAAGGCGAAGGGCGAAAGCAUCCCUGUGUUUUUGGCCUACAUGGCAAGCAAAAACGAAGCCGAACGUGCUGUCUGGAAGUUCAAGGAGGACAACAAGCUCCCAUUCACGAUUUCAACCAUUUUACCAUCUUGGAUCUACGGUGCCAUCGUACCCACUCCUCGGUCGGUAGAUGAUGUCAAUGCUGCCAGUACUGCCGCUUACAUUGUCCAAUUCUACAGUGGCGAAAACCAAAAUUACAAUCAAAGUUUUCCACCUGUUGGCUUCGUAAACGUCGCUGAUGUUGCGCGUGCAAGUGUUAUGAUCGUGGAGAAGAAUAAUAUUACAGACGGACAGCGCUACAUAUUGAACGCCGGCACUUAUUCUUUCCAAGAAAUAGUAGAUAUCUUGCGCAAGAACUUCCCUGAACGACAGGAUAUCAUUGUCGAAGGUGAGCCUGGAAACUACGAAAACGCCAAUCAGCCUAAGCAGUAUGAUGGUAGCAAAAUCACUCGCGACCUUGGUGUCAAGUACACGGAUCUCGAGACGACGGUACUGGAUGCCAUAAAUAGCGUUAAGCAUAUC